UCACCGAUCAUGCGUCGCCUACCACGCACGUACAUUCCACACCGCAACAAUACUCUCCUCUUCAAUUUAUUUCCGUCGCGUUGCGCAAACCAGCACAGAUCACCUGGAACGUGGCCUUCUUGAUUGGGCGCGCCAACAAGGGACCAGUCAAGCUUCUCUAGUGCCUUUGCGAAUUAAAUCAUUCUCGCCUUCGGUACCUGUACAUCACUUCGGGAUCUCCUGUAACGUUGAUCAUUCUAGAGACUAUCUGCCAUUGAUCUAGUCCACGCGCUCAGACCCAACACCAAUGUCAACUCCAUGUCCGCUGCCUCCGCCGCUCCCGACCAUUCCUCUCCUCCCUUUGCUGAGAAGCGUUCAUCAACUUCCAGACAUGCGCCAGGUAAAUCUCCUGCGCAGCUCAGGGCUCCUGCGCAACAUGGAAACGAGGUGACGCCGAAGAGCUUGUCACAGACUGGAAGGUCACGAACUGUCCCAUUAAAUAUUGAUACCCUCUGGAUGUCUCCUACACAACCACAACUCUCAGAAAGAGAUAGCAUUUUCGCAACCAAUUAUAUACAUACCAACAGUCCGUCUACUUCUCCAGACUUGAGACCAACAGAGAGCUUCACAUAUGAAGGUAGUAUGUCAAACAUACCAGACAUAGAAGCCGCCACCAUGCCGUCCAUGCGGAGACUGGUCGAGCCGUCCCUCCUACGCAACUACCAGCGCCAUCCCCCUUCUCCUCCUUCUUCCAUUCCGAUCCAGCUUGAGCGGCGACUCCUCAAUGAUGCCCUUGGACGCCACGAUCAAAAGGGCUACAUGUUCUCACCACCUCGCGACGAUCAAUCUCUACCAAACAACAUACAUAUUCAAAAAACUUUCGAAGAGAGCAGCUCUGACUUAUCUUCUCUCUUCGGCUCUAAUCACUCUCCCUUCGAUUCUCCUCCCUCUCCACCACCGGGUUCCCCUCAUUCUGCACGAAUAUUAGAAGAUAAUGAGGAGCGUUUGAAAUACCGUUCGUGGCGGGAGGGCAAAGCAACACUCAGCACAGCUUUAAAGCCCACCAGCAGCGUUAAAGCUGUCGUUGCUAGAAAAAUUGAAGCUGCUUUACCCAAGCCAGAUCAGCCGGUCAUGCAGGCACGCAGCAGGAAAGCCAGUCAUUACCUAGGCCUGUUCAAGGGUGAGCAGGGUCAAGAAGAGCAGAAAAGGCGCGAAGAGAGACUAAAAGAGCGGUCCGUGGAAGACAGAAAAGAUGGUCGGUCUUUAUACGAGAAAAAUGUGUCCCCCAAAAACAAAGGCCAAGACAAUAUUGCUUUGGAUCAUGUUCAAUCACUAUCUCCUGCUCAUGAAGUGUCUACAUCUGAUGCUCAGAUGCUCCAUUGCGAUCGUCCUACACUCGUGCGAAGUCCCAGUGGUGAGAAAGACUCGGUGCUUAGUGCUGUCGCGUCUCCGAACAGCGUGACACAACCCCCUGUGGUUGAAUCCACGCCCUCAUUCCCCAUCCGACUCCUCGAAGAGAUUCGUAACCAUCAUAAUAUUACACCAGGAGCAGAGCGCGGCACAUCCUUUUCCCGCAGUCUCCCAACUACUGUUACUGAACGCAGCAAGAGGUCGACAUUGCGUUCAGAUCAACGAAGGCCACGAGAAUCAGAUAAAGGCUACUUUCCGCCGAUAGUGCAAGGCCCACAUAUCAGUCUGACUGCGAGUGAGGAUGAAGAGUCGGAACAUGAGCAAAUAUCGUCGGCGUUAUACUAUCCACACCGUCAGAUUUCCCCCGACAAGACCGAGCAAGAUACCAGAGAUGGUGAUGCUCUCAUGGUUGCUCCGGACCUUGCACGCCAGGCAACAGUGCCACCGAAUACGAAGGAACGCUCAGUAUCAGAGCUUUCAAUACCUGAGAACCCAACAGCUGAUGAGAUCGAAAUCGCAUUGAAGUCACAAGCAGACGAGCAGGUACUCCAUGGCGAUAUAGCGACCCUGACUCCAGAUGCAGAGGAUGAUGCAUACACGAAUGAUACUGCCUCUGCUUCAGAUUCCGAGCAAGAUCUGUAUGGUGAUUCAGUAGGUUCACCACGCGGAUACGAAUCUAGCGCAACAGAUGAUCUCAGUACUACACCAAAAGCCAGCGCUCUAGUAACCGAGCAUAAGGUACAGAAAGGCCCGCACCCACCGGCACCCAUCGGAGCUGUUGAGCUGAAGCCGUUUGAUCAUCAAGUCGGAGGCCAUACGACAAUCUAUCGCUUCUCUCGCCGAGCUGUAUGUAAACAACUUAACAAUCGCGAAAACGAGUUCUAUGAAACCGUGGAGCGCUUUCAUGCUGAGUUGUUGGAAUUCAUGCCAAGGUAUAUUGGUGUCUUGAAUGUAACCUAUCGUCGUCGGGCUAGACGAAAGAAGAGUGCGCGGAAUGAGAGGAAGGUUGAAGGGACCACAUCCUCCGGAGGAAGAAACUCAGAUGCGACGUUGCAACAAGAUGCAAGCGACAACAGAUCUGCUGAUGAUACCUCGUCGGCUCGGAUAGUCAGUCAUUCUCAGUCACAACGCAAAGAUUCUGUACCACAGGUGGUGUUUGAGAACAACCGCCACAUAAUACCUGCCGAUCUUUUUCGUGUACCACCACGGACCAUGCCUCCAAGAAGUCAGCUCUCUGAUCCGAGCCUGCUAGCAUCCAUGCAUAAGCGCAACGCGAGCGAUGUGGGCCCCGGUGGGUCAGAUCAUCCAGACAGCCCGCAUCGAUCUAUCACUCGCCCUCCAGUGAGACAUCAUUCUAGCUGGGGCGCGACUACAGUGAACAGAAAACUCCAAGAGCAGGUCCUUCGCGAGGUUUUUACCCCUCCUACAAUCCACCACCACUACAAGAGUGAGCGUAACCAUCAUGGCAGUCUUCCUAAUCGACGAUUGAGCAGGGCCAUCGCGGGAUCUGCGCCUUCAGGCAGGAGAAACAGUGCAGACGUAUCAUUACUGCAAACAGCGUUUCGUGACGAAUCAACGAGAAGGCAAGCCAUGAACGCAGCAGCCCAGCAGGCCAUGGAGAGAGCUGGUGAAACAGAGCUACAGCAUCCUAUUGAAGAAGCGUCGCAUUACGCAGAGUCUUAUUACGAGCGAAUUGGUAUGGACAUACCAGAUCGGUCAGAUUCUUCAUCACCUCGCAAAUACCCCAGAAGGCGCCACUCUGGUGGAGGGCUUCGAAGACGAGCCAUAGAUGUCGAGACAGGCAAAAGGAGUCAUCUAGAAUUUCACGAGCAAGAUACCGACGAGGACGCAUACCGGGCAGAUUGUGAAGACGAUGUUUUCCCAAUGGAAAAAGAAUCACCCACCCCGGGAAAUAUAAGGAGCGGACCGAGUUCGAAGGACCAUAGCAAGCACAGAUCGGCAGGGGUGGGACAGAAUCUGACGGGAGUCAAAAGCGAUGUUACCAUACCAGGGGGGUGGAACCUUAGCGGCAAUGAACCAAUGAACCCAGACCAGGCUCAAACACAGUCGGAUGAAAGAGUUGAACACUUUUUGCUGUUGGAAGACUUGACGAGUGGGAUGAACAAACCAUGUGUUCUUGACCUCAAGAUGGGCACACGUCAAUAUGGCGUCGAAGCAGACGAAAAGAAGCAACGAUCCCAACGUCGCAAAUGUAAGAUGACGACUUCCAGGGAACUAGGUGUGCGCGUCUGCGGAAUGCAGGUCUACAACAUCAAGACACAGUCAUAUUUGUUCGAGGACAAGUAUUUUGGACGCGACUUAAAGGCGGGCAAAGAAUUCCAGGAUGCGCUCAAACGCUUCUUCUAUGACGGAAUCGGAUAUAUUAGCGCCAGCAGACAUAUCCCCGUCAUUCUGGAGAAGAUUGAUCGUUUAGAAAGGAUGAUAAGAAGACUUCCGAGUUACAGAUUCUAUGCAAGUAGCCUGCUUAUGCUCUACGACCGCGAUGAUGGAAGUCUACCACCUGAGGAUGGGCAGACAUUAGGCACGGAGGGCCAAGAGACAAUGGCAUCGAACGGCAUGCCAAGAAGUGGUGCAGAUAUUAAGCUCAAAAUUGUCGACUUUGCAAAUUGUGUCACAGCAGAGGACAAAUUCCCGGAGGAUGUUUCCUGUCCACCACAGGACCCGAAUGGCAUUGACCGCGGCUAUUUGCGUGGACUUCGCAGUCUCCGCAUGUACUUCCAGCGCAUCUGGGAAGAAAUAAACGAAAAGCAAUGGGUCGAAAGAGGUGAGGGUGAGGGUAUGAGUCUGGCAGUAGGUCAGCGAUCUGUCGGGCACGGUGUUACGGAAGCCGGCUGGGAGGAUGCACCGGUAGUGGAAGAGGAGGGGUAUGUCAGUAUCUGAAACAAAGUUGCAUUGUCGAGGCGUUCAUGUUAGCCCAUUUAUGACCAUCGACACCGUCGAUCGGUCGCGGCUGGAGUCCUCGCAUCCUUUCUCGUCGCAAUGUUUUGUGCAUAGCCUGGCGUUGGUGGAUUAUCGCUACAGCACACGAAGGGCGUUCCUGGAAUAGCUGUUUUAUAGUCAAGCGGAUUAUGUCCAUGUUGCAAGUACGAGAUAGAGAUGAUUGUAGCAAUACAUACAGACGUUGUAG
Pseudovirgaria hyperparasitica is the source of this 4537-nucleotide messenger RNA. Its product is annotated as SAICAR synthase-like protein. Gene Ontology annotation, biological process: inositol phosphate biosynthetic process; phosphatidylinositol phosphate biosynthetic process. Gene Ontology annotation, cellular component: cytoplasm; nucleus. Bases 298 to 4290 code for a protein of 1330 amino acids. Gene Ontology annotation, molecular function: inositol hexakisphosphate kinase activity. The transcript is spliced from 2 exons. The record is from RefSeq and is a predicted model, not a curated record. Lineage: Eukaryota; Fungi; Ascomycota; Dothideomycetes; Acrospermales; Acrospermaceae.